AGGCUGAGGGGACAGACGGACACGGGACGCCGCCGGGACCGACCGCAAGGAGCCGAUGUCCGCGCUGGGCGAGCCCUGUGCCGGCCCAGGGACAUGGAACCAGACGGAGCCAGAACCUGCUGCUUUCCACCAGCUGAGCCUUUGCUUCCUGAAAGCGGCAGGGGCUUGGGUGCCCCCUCUGUACCUCUGGGUGCUUGGCCCCUUCUACCUCCUCUACAUCCACCGCCAUGGCCGGGGCUACCUCCGGAUGUCCCCCCUCUUCAAAGCCAAAAUGGUGCUUGGCUUUGCCCUCAUCCUCCUGUGCAUCUUCAAUGUGGUUGUCCCUCUGUGGAGAAUCCAGCAGGGGAAGCCCCAGGCCCCGAACGUUCUUAUUCAUCCUACAGUGUGGCUCACCACCAUGAGCUUGGCCAUGUUCCUGGUCCACGUGGAGAGGAAGAAGGGCAUCCAGGCAUCCGGGGUACUAUUUGGGUACUGGCUGCUCUGUUGUCUCUUCCCAGCUGCCAGCACUGUCCAGCAGGCCUUGAGUGGGGACUUCCAGAGCGACCCCCUGUGCCACCUGUCCACUUACUUGUGUUUGUCUCUGGUCGUGGCUGAGUUUGUGCUGUCUUGCCUGGUGGAUCAGCCUCCCUUCUUCCGAAAAGACCCCCAGCUGGCUAACCCGUGCCCAGAGGCCGGGGCCUCCUUCCCCUCCAAGGCCGCAUUCUGGUGGGCUUCCAGGCUUCUCUGGAGGGGCUACAGGAAGUCACUGAGACCAGAAGACCUCUGGUCCCUUGAGCCAGAAAACACCUCAGAAGCACUUGUUUCCCAGCUGGAGAGGGAGUGGACAAGGACUCGAAGUGAGGCCCGGAGGGGCACCUCUGUGUUGACCCGCAGAGACCACAAGAGCCCUGUGGCUGGGGAGCUGGAGACCCUCUUGCCGCAGGGAGGGCACCCACGGGGCCCGCUGCUAAAGGCCAUCUGGAGAGUGUUCUGCUGCUCCUUCCUCUUGGGCACCCUCAGUCUUGUCAUCGCCGAUGCCUUCAGAUUCGCAGUCCCCAAGCUCCUCAGCCUCUUCCUGGAGUUCAUGGGCGACCCCCAGCUCCCCGCCUGGCAGGGCUCGCUGCUCGCGGGGCUGCUGCUGCUCUCGGCCGGCCUGCAAACGCUGUUCGAACAGCAGCACAUGUUCCGGCUCAAGGUGCUGCAGAUGCGGCUGCGUGCUGCCCUCACCGGCCUGGUGUACCGGAAGGUCCUGGUUCUGUCCCCGGGUGCCAGGAAGUCCACUGCUGUGGGAGACGUGGUCAACCUGCUCUCUGUGGACGUGCAGCGGCUCAGUGACAGCGUGCUCUACCUCAACGGGCUCUGGCUGCCGCUGUUCUGGAUCUGCGUCUGCUUCACCUACCUGUGGCAGCUCCUGGGGCCAUCUGCCCUCACUGCCAUCAUUGUCUUCCUGGGCCUCCUUCCUCUGAAUUUCUUCAUCUCCAAGAAGAAGAGCCACCAUCAGGAAGAGCAGAUGAGGCAGAAGGACUCCCGGGCGCGGCUCACCGGCUCCAUCCUCAGGACCAUGAGCACCAUCAAGUCCCAUGGCUGGGAGGAAGCCUUUCUGGAGAGGGUCCUGCGCAUCCGGGGCCAGGAGCUGGGCGCCCUGAGGACCUCCACCCUCCUUUUCUCUGCGUCCUUGGUGUCCUUCCAAGUGUCUACGUUUCUGGUUGCGCUGGUCGUGUUUGCCGUUCACACUCUGGUGGCUGAGGAGAACGCGAUGGAUGCAGAGAAGGCCUUCGUGACCCUCACGGUGCUCAGCAUUCUCAACAAGGCCCAGGCCUUCCUUCCCUUCUGCAUCCACUGUGUCGUCCAGGCCCGGGUGUCCUUUGACCGCUUGGCCACCUUCCUCUACCUGGAAGAAGUGGACCCUGGCUCCGCGGCCCGGAGUCCCUCCAGAUGCCCCCCUGGGAAGAGCUGCACCACCAUACAGGAUGGCACCUUCGCAUGGUCCCAGGACAGCCCUCCCUGCCUGCACAGGAUCAACCUAACUGUGCCCCAGGGCUGUCUGCUGGCUGUUGUGGGUCCAGUGGGGGCAGGAAAAUCGUCCCUGCUUUCUGCCCUUCUUGGGGAGCUGUCAAAGCUAGAAGGGUCCGUGAGCAUCCAGGGUCCAGUGGCUUACGUGCCCCAGGAAGCCUGGGUACAGAACACCUCGGUCGUGGAGAAUGUGUGCUUCCGGCAGAAGCUGGACCUCCCGUGGCUGGAGAGAGUGCUGGAGGCCUGCGCCCUGGGGCCGGAUGUGGACAGCUUUCCUGCUGGCUUGCAUACCCAGGUUGGGGAGCAGGGUAUGAAUCUCUCUGGAGGCCAGAAGCAGCGGCUGAGCUUAGCCCGGGCUGUGUACAGAAAGGCUUCCACGUACCUGCUGGAUGAUCCUUUGGCAGCCCUGGAUGCCCAUGUUGGCCAGCAUGUCUUCACCCGGGUCAUUGGCCCCCAUGGGCUGCUCCAAGGAACAACACGGAUCCUCGUGACCCAUGCGCUCCACGUCCUGCCCCUGGUGGAUCAGAUCGUGGUGCUGGCAGAUGGUGGCAUCACAGAGAUGGGCUCCUAUGAGGAGCUGCUGCACAGGAAGGGGGCCCUGGUGGCACUUCUGGAGGGAGCCAAACAGCCAGGAGGUGGCGAAGGUGGAGAAGCAGAAACUGCAAGCGGCACCAGUGAUGCUGGAGGUGGAAGGCCCGAACACAGACCGGAAAGGUUCAUAAAGUCACCCCCUAGGAGGGGCAACGUCCUCUCAGAAGCCCAGAAGAAAGCUCCUCUAGACGAUGCUGAGUGGGGAGGACAGCCAAUACAGGAGGGCAGUGUGCGGUAUGGCCGGGUGAAGGCUGCUAUGCACCUGAGCUACCUGCGCGCCAUGGGCUUCCCCCUCUGCAUCUACACACUCUUCCUCUUCCUCUGCCAGCAAGUGGCCUCCUUCUGCCGGGGCUACUGGCUGAGCCUGUGGGCGGAUGACCCUGUGGUGGACGGGCAGCAGAUGCAGACGGCCUUACGCGGCUGGAUCUUUGGGCUCCUCGGCUGUCUCCAAGCCAUCGGGCUCUUUGCCUCCAUGGCCGCAGUGUUCGUGGGCGGGAUCCAGGCAUCCAGCCUGCUCUUCCGGAGGCUGCUGUGGGAUGUGGCUCGGUCUCCCAUUGGCUUCUUUGAGCGAACACCUGUUGGGAAGUUGCUAAACUACUUCUCCAAGGAAAUGGACACGGUGGAUGUGGAAAUCCCAGAGAAGCUCCAGGCCCUGCUGACUUACACUUUCGGGCUCCUGGAGGUCUGCCUGGCAGUGACGACGGUCACCCCUCUGGCCAUUGUGGCCAUCCUGCCGCUGAUGCUCCUUUACGCUGGGUUUCAGAGCCUGUAUGUGGCCACCUCGUGCCAGCUGAGACGCAUGGAGUCAGCCAGCUACUCAUCUGUGUGCUCCCACGUGGCCGAGACAUUCCAGGGCAGUGCCGUGGUCAGGGCAUUCCAGGCCCAGCGCCACUUUGUGGCCCAGAGCGACGCUCUCAUGGAUGCGAACCAGAGGGUCAGUUUCCCACGACUGGUGGCUGACAGGUGGCUUGCGACCAACCUGGAGCUCCUGGGAAAUGGCUUGGUGUUCGUGGCUGCCAUGUGUGCCGUGCUGAGCAAGGCCCACCUCCGCGCUGGCCUCGUGGGCUUCUCCGUCUCGGCUGCCCUCCAGGUGACCCAGACCCUGCAGUGGGUCGUUCGCAGCUGGACAGACCUGGAGAACAGCAUGGUGUCUGUGGAGCGGGUGCAGGACUACGCCCAAACGCCCAAAGAGGCUCCCUGGACACUGCCCACCUGUGCAGCCCGGCCCCCCUGGCCUCAUGAGGGACAGAUCGAGUUCCGGAACUUUGGGCUGAGACACUGGCCCAAGCUCCCCCUGGCUGUGCAGGGUGUGUCCUUCCAGGUCCAUGCAGGAGAGAAGGUUGGCAUCGUGGGCAGGACAGGGGCUGGGAAGUCCUCCCUGGCAGGAGGCCUGCUGCGGCUGCAGGAGGCUGCGGAGGGUGGCAUCUGGAUCGACGGUGUCCCCAUCGACCAGGUGGGGCUGCACACUCUGCGGUCCAGGGUCACCAUCAUCCCACAGGACCCCGUCCUGGUCCCCGGCUCUCUGCGGAUGAACCUGGACCUGUGGCACGAGCACGGUGAUGAUGUGCUUUGGGCAGCGCUGGAGAGCGUGCAGCUCCGAGCCUUCGUGGCCAGCCUGCCCGGCCAGCUGCAGUACGAGUGUGUGGAGCACGGUGACGACCUGAGCGUGGGUCAGAAGCAGCUCCUGUGUCUGGCACGUGCCCUUCUCCGGAAAACCCAGAUUCUCAUCCUGGAUGAAGCCACAGCCUCGGUGGACCUGGGGACAGAGGUCCAGAUGCAGGCGGCCCUCGGGGACUGGUUUGCGCAGUGCACAGUGCUGCUCAUUGCCCACCGCCUGAGCUCCGUGAUGGACUGUGCCAGGGUGCUGGUCAUGGACAACGGGCAGGUGGCUGAGAGUGGCAGUCCAGCUGAGCUGCUGUCCCAGAAGGGACUGUUUUACAGGCUGGCCCAGGAGUCAGGCCUCAUCUGAACUGGCCUCCCCACUGUCCCUGCUGGGUCAGCCCCAAAACCAGCUGUGCCCUGGACAAACCAGUGACCCAGGCUGUUCAUGGCCCAGGUAGUAUCAUGGUCUGAGAGAGGAAAAUGGCAAAGAAAAGUGUCUGAGGACACCCAGCAGGCCACAGCCACCACCAACCUGAGGAGACCCAGUAGGCCACAGCUACCCCUGAGCUGAGGAGACCCAGAAGGCCACAGCAACCCCUGAGCUGAGGAGACCCAGAAGGCCACAGUCAUCCCCAAGCUGAGAUGACCCAGCAGGCCACAGCCAUCCUUGAGCUGACUGGGGCAAGGCCCAUGCCGCCUUGUCCACCCUGGAACCAACAUCAACAGUGGCUUGCAGUCCUGGUUGCUUGCAGGCCUCACACUGAGGGCAGAAAAACAUGUCUGCACCUGGUUCUAUGCCUGAUGAAUUAAAUCAGAAUUCAAGGGGCUGA
This is a messenger RNA of Octodon degus (degu), 5015 nucleotides long. RefSeq names its product ATP binding cassette subfamily C member 6 (gene Abcc6). Lineage: Eukaryota; Metazoa; Chordata; Mammalia; Rodentia; Octodontidae. The transcript is spliced from 31 exons. Bases 56 to 4552 code for a protein of 1498 amino acids. Gene Ontology annotation, molecular function: ATP binding; ATP hydrolysis activity; ABC-type transporter activity. Gene Ontology annotation, cellular component: membrane. Gene Ontology annotation, biological process: transmembrane transport. The record is from RefSeq and is a predicted model, not a curated record.